Molecule: messenger RNA, 2260 nt
Organism: Spinacia oleracea (spinach)
Lineage: Eukaryota; Viridiplantae; Streptophyta; Magnoliopsida; Caryophyllales; Amaranthaceae
Exons: 2
Coding region: 680-2008 (442 amino acids)
Source: RefSeq, a predicted model, not a curated record
GUACAAAUACAUAGAAUUUCCAAACAAACGUCCAAAAAUACCCUCACUCACACACAGAAAAACCCACUCUCUUGCUUAUUUUUUUAGCACAGAGAUUUCAUUCUCCUCUUUUUCUUAAUUGCACAAAUUACAGGCUUCAUAUUUAUACUCAAAUCCCACUUUUUUGGUAGUAAUUUCUCGAUUGAAGAACUGGAUAGUCGACAAAUCUUUGAAAUCGAAUCUCUUGAGCUCAGCGCUUGCCUCCCAAUAAACAUCAUCUUUGACUUUUGCACUUGAAUUUACAUCUUUUUUUGCCUUAAAAGUAAUAAAGAACACCCAAAAAUCAGGUCUUUUUUCUGGGUUCUUUUGAAUUCUUUUCUUGCAUUUAUUGCUUUCAUUUGAAUAGUUGGAGCUUAAGUUCCCUUUAAAUUUGCAGUUUUUUGAUCUGGGUUUUUUUUGUUUCCCUUCUCUCUAUCUUUUUGUGUUACUGUUUUUCAAUUUACUUCGAUUGUGGUGCUAGUGCUUCUGAUUUAGUGGGGUUUGUUGUGCUUUUUAUCUUGGUAUCUGUAAAUUUUGUGGGGUUUGUUUUUGAUUGAUUAAGUUUAUUUUUAUUCCUUUUUAUAAGCUCAAUUGGGGUUUCAUUUUUCUUGCUGGUGUAAUUUGAAGCUUAACUUGAGGUUUGUAAUCCUUGUGUUGCACGAUGGACUCCCCACAAUCUGUUGUAUCACCAUUCAAGAACUUGACUGUUAGUGGUGUUGAGCCAGAGAAACAGAGAUCAGAAGUCUCAGUCCGCGGCUCUCCCACUCACAUAGCUAACGGAACUGGCAAGAACGGGGUGAAUGUGAAUGUGAAUGUGAAUGUGAAUGUGAAUGUGAAUGUUAAUGUAAAUAACUCAGAAGAUUUCAUUGGCACCCUCGAUGUGUAUGUACAUCAGGCAAGGGACAUUCAGAACAUUUGUAUUUACCACAAGCAAGAUGUUUAUGCCAAGCUUUGCCUAACCAGUGACCCUGACACUGCUGUAUCCACACAAACCAUCAAUGGUGGUGGGAGAAAUCCGGUUUUCAAUCAAAGCCUUCGUCUAAAUGUUAGGACGGUAGAGUCCUCCUUAAAAUGCGAGGUUUGGAUGCUUAGCCGUGUCAGAAAUUACCUUGAAGACCAGCUACUCGGGUUUGCUCUUGUGCCAUUAUCAGAAAUCCUUGUCAAGAAUGGGAAUUUAGAGAGAGAAUUCACUCUCUCAUCAACUGAUCUCUUCCAUUCCCCGUCUGGGUUUGUUCAGUUGUCUCUCUCAUACUCUGGGUCAACCCCUGAAAUCCUAGAAAUCCCUAAACAGCACAUGGAUUCCAGAAAUACGUUGCAGGAUUCAGAAUCUGUGGGGCCUGUUCCUAGUGAGUUUGACAACAUUGAGUUCCCUGACCCAAACAUGGCGAAUGAAAAUCAAAUGAUGGUAUCUGAGUACUUUGGGAUGAGCUUAGAGUCUCAGACUACUGAGAGUCUGGUUUCGUCAGACACUGAGAGUCACGAGCUUGGUGUUCGUAUUGUGGAGAGCUUCUCAGCAAAUAGUGAGGACUCUAAGCCAAUUCAUCAUAAUGCUGAAUCCCCUCCUAGCAGCGUAUCCACCAACGGAUCCCCGUCUGUUUGUCUCCCUACAAGCUCCCAAUCUUCUGAGACUCCUGUCACUUCAAAGUCUCCAGGUGAAGAGCAUGUUUCCCCUCUAAAAGACAACAAGAAUGACGAGGGUGAUGGUGAUAGUAAUUCUGCUAAUGGUUGUAAACCAUUGAAAGAUACAAGUGUAACCCCACUUGUUUCUGUGAAUGUCGAACCAGAGGAGAAGAUGGUGCAGCAGGAAUUUGUGAAUAUGUACAUGAAGAGCAUGCAGCAGUUUACCGAGUCCUUGGCUAAAAUGAAGCUUCCCAUGGAUCUGACUGAGUCUGAACCAACCAAAUCGGGGGAUUCUAGCUCAGAUCAGAAGUUGGAAACCCCAAAGAGUACCGGAUCACGGGUCUUCUAUGGGAGCAGGGCUUUCUUCUAAGUUUUUUUAUGGUGAUGGUGGAAAGCUAAAACAGGUGACUUUUUAGAUUUUAGAAUCAAAUCCCCCAGUAUUUAGUGAUUACUAAUGUACUACAUAUGAUGUAAUUUGUGCUUUUAGUGUUUUUUACCUCUGUAUGUUAAGAAUGUCUUAGAUGAUGAUGAUGGGAGAUGGUGGGCAAUGCUGUACUAGGUACAAACUUUGUUCUGUUACAUUUCCUGUCAUGAUAAAUGAACAAGUUUGUUCUGUUUACAA